This is a messenger RNA of Penicillium brevicompactum, 2508 nucleotides long. RefSeq names its product ubiquitin ligase complex subunit HRD3. The transcript is spliced from 4 exons. Gene Ontology annotation, cellular component: endoplasmic reticulum membrane. Gene Ontology annotation, biological process: ERAD pathway. NCBI's taxonomy places the organism in Eukaryota, Fungi, Ascomycota, Eurotiomycetes, Eurotiales, Aspergillaceae. Gene Ontology annotation, molecular function: protein binding. Bases 1 to 2508 code for a protein of 835 amino acids. The record is from RefSeq and is a predicted model, not a curated record.
AUGAGGUCGUUAUUCAAGCUUCUACCGGCCCUGCUGCUUCUACAGACUUGUGCAGCCGGGCCUAGUCAACAGCCACUUACGGACCAAAAACUAUCAUCGGAAGUUGGAAGUGAUGAUCACCAUGAAUAUCCAUUUCCCACGGAGGAAGCAGUUCCCCGGCCCAUGACCCAACGAGUCGAACAUGCAUGGGAUCUACUCCGCUCAAUAAAACCUACAACUCAACAAACCGACAAGUCGCUGGGCUUGCUUGGGACAGGUACACAUUACGGCCGCCAAGCGUUCCGACUAUUAUUCAUGAAUGGCCCCAAGAUUGAGAAUCCCGAACCCAAGCUGAAUCCCCGUGUUGCAACUGCAGUACGGGAGCUGAAGGCUGCGGUGGAAGAAGACCGAGACCCAGACGCGUUGUUCUUGUUGGCGGAGAUGAACUUCUACGGCAACUUCUCUCACCCCCGAGACUUGAAAGCGGCUUUUCAAUGGUACCACGAGUUGGCUUGGUUGGAUGGAAACAACACGGCACAGAACAUGGUUGGCUUCAUGUAUGCGACGGGUAUUGGUGGUGCUGUGGAGCGCGAUCAGGCCAAGGCUCUCAUGUACCAUGAAUUCGCGGCGGAGACGGGAAACACACGGUCUGAGAUGACCCUGGCAUAUCGCUACCAUUCUGGAAUUGGGACACCGAAGAACUGCGAUCGCGCAAUCCAUUACUACAAAAAAGUUGCGGAUAAGGCUGUCCAGUACUACCGGUCUGGUCCACCAGGUGGUAGCGCUUUGGUCAGAGAAUCAUACCGCUGGGCUGAUGAAGAAGGUGGUGUCUACGGCCCUGGAGCUAGUAUGUCAAGCUCCGGGCCAAAUGCCCGAGACGCUGCUAAUGCGGGACCCGAGGCCAGCGUAGAGGAUAUUCUUGAAUACCUGGACCUCAUGUCUCGCAAGGGCGAGAUGAAGGCCACCUAUACUCUCGGAAAGAUGAAUUUCGAGGGUGCCCGUGGAUUGCCUCGUAAUUUCCGACGUGCUAUGAGGUAUUUCAAGGUUGUGACCAAGAGGUACUGGAAUAAAGACGGUUCCACCAACUCAAACGCGCAAGCAGGUCUUGAUAAGCUGGCCGCCAAAGCUGCCGGACACAUUGGUCUGAUGUAUCUUCGCGGCGAAGGAGUCGAGCAACACUAUCCGACGGCUCUUACAUGGUUCCGACGCGGUGUUGAGAACGGUGACUCUCUGUGCCAGCAUUGGAUGGGCCUGGUGUACCUCAACGGGUAUGGGGUCCCUCAAGAUGGCUUCAGAGCGUCAGAAUACUUCAAAGCUGCGGCUGAUCAGGAUCUCCCGGCGUCAGAGUCGCGACUGGGUGCUCUGUUUUUGGACCAAGGCGAUAUCGAAACCGCAACUCGCUACUUCGAGCUCGCUGCCCGCUAUGGAUGGAUGGAGGCAUACUACUACCUAGCAGAAAUGGCGAACUUUGGCAUCGGAAGACAGCGACACUGUGGCGUUGCCACUGCUUACUAUAAGAUGGUCGCCGAGAAAGCCGAGAUUGUCCAUUCGGCCUUUGCGGAGGCGAAUCAUGCGUACGAAACCGAUGACAAAGAAGGGGCUCUCAUUGCAGCCAUGAUGGCAGCCGAACAAGGCUAUGAAAAUGCUCAAGCAAAUGUGGCCUAUCUACUCGAUGAGCAUCGCUCUGUGUUAUCGCUCAGUUCGGUUCUUCCAUGGGCUGAAAAACCACGGCCUUCCAUGCUGCGCAAUGCAGCACUGGCACUGAUCUACUGGACACGGUCUUCCAAACAGGCUAACAUCGACUCCCUGCUGAAAAUGGGUGACUAUUAUCUGUCUGGCGUUGGCUCGACUCUCGACCCCGAAAAGGCAUCAACUUGCUACCAUAACGCUGCUGAGGCCCAUCAUAGCGCGCAGGGUUAUUGGAAUUUGGGCUGGAUGCAUGAAAAUGGCGUGGCGGUGGACCAAGACUUCCACAUGGCCAAGCGGUAUUAUGACCUAGCGCUCGAUCUCAGCCCCGAAGCCUAUCUACCAGUAAAAAUGAGCUUGCUCAAGCUCCGAAUUCGUGGAUACUGGAAUCGUAUCACCAAUGGAAACAUCAACAACAUCCGUGAUGAAGAAGCAGAGUCGCGACCCCGUCGAACAUUCCGAGAAUGGAUCACCGCUUUCAUCGACAACGACGAAGAGAGUUAUUACGAAGACCUUUAUGAACGCCCGGGAGACGACGACGAAUACCGCGGGUUGGAUUCUGAGAGCCACGAGGAUGGCUACUACGAUGAUUUGGAUCUCGAUAUCGACGAAAGUAUGCUCGAAGGUCUGCUUAUUGUCGGGCUUGCUGCUACCCUGUUGGUGCUGGUCUACUUCCGACAGCAACAGCAACAGCGCAAUCGUCAAAACGACAAUGCAAAUGGCCAGAAUGGAAACGCCAAUGCCAACGGCAACGCAAAUGCGAACGCCAACGACAGAGGCUUUUUCCCGCCGCCUGGAGAUCCUGAAUUUGCGCAAUGGGUAGCAGGAGGAGUCGGACAUUGA